UUCCAGGUGUGGAGGCAGCAAAGCGUCACGGAGGGGUCAUUGACGACCCGACCCGACGACCGAAGCGCGCCCCCCCCCCUUAACACACACGGACUCCAUCCACUUCAUCUUGAGAUCAUGAUGCCUUUGACCCGCUAUUGAGCAUGGAAAGAGUUCAAGGUCUCAACAACUAUAACUACAAUAGUCAAAGAAGCGUCAGAAGAACAAGUGUCGAUCUAAAAACACCACCUCAGGGACUUCAUCUUAGUGUGUCUCCCAGUGCCAGAUUCCAUCAUGGACUGGAAUCUGGAUGAUCUUCUCCAAGACUUGGGCGAGCCCCAGCCGCCGUCCAUUUCCAGUCCAUUUCAUUCUCGAGGUCCAACACUCACGAACAAGUCUACACCCUCGUCAUCCGAGUCAGCCUCACUCUAUGUCCCGAAUCUCCACGAUGACCACCUCAUCGACGAGUUGGACAAGAUCCUAAGUCAAGCCAAUAGUCUGGAUGAUGCACGGGCACCUGCAAGGGAGGCUCGACGAUCCCCCAAGGAGGAUGAGCCGGUCCUGGCCUUGGUUCUGCCCCCUCCACCACCAUUUCCCUCCCUGGAGAGCAUUCAUUUGCUCUCGGGUCCGUCUAGUCCCAUGCCUGUUGACCGAGAGGUCACCAGUCCGCCACUCGGAUUUGAAGAGGUCUUACCCCCUCCGGACGAGUACCGAGAUAGUGAUAGUGACACCCCUAGAGAAGACACGACGGCCUCUGAGACAAGAGAUGACAAAGUGGGAGAUGAUUACAGCCAUUCCAGCUUCAAGUUUGAUGAGCAUAAAAAGAGCCAAGGGGGCCUGGUGGUGGUCAGGCCACUCUCGGAGUUAGUUGGAAGUGCAACCAAAUCCCUCGCCUCCACCUCCUCGUCCCCUUCGUCUUCGCCUCGUUGGUCUUUGCCUGACUUGUCUGACAUCAGGCAAAGCAAUGGUCUCGGGAGUUGUCCUAUUAAUGGCAACACCACAGGAAAGAACGCAUGUGAAAGGGCACUGACCUGGGGCUCGAAAUCAGACAUAUCUUCUUCGAAGAGCGGCAGUGGUGUAGGCGGUGGCAGUAACAGUUGUAUGAGCAAUAAUAAUAACAACAACAACAACAAGAACAAGAACCACAGCGGCGUUGCUAGUAGCAACAGCAGUAGCAGUCGUCAUCGACGACGAAGAAACAGCAGUGGGAAUGUUUUAUCUCAAGGCCCCAACAACAUCUCGACCAAAUUUAUCAGUACCUUCCCUGCCUCUUCUAUAUGGGAUGGGGGCAUCCUACCAGGUGAUGGUGGUGGUGAUGGUGGUGGUGAAGACAGCAAGCACGAUCAGGGCCUCAAAGCACCCACUAGUACCUCUUCUCCUACACCAUCUCCUUCUUUCUCCAACCAGACGGUCAUCUAUGACAUCCAACACCAACAACAGGAGCAGCAACAACAACAACAAAAGCAGCAACAACAAAAAGUGAAUGUUCAUCAUCUUGGUGAAGGCAAGAAGGUGAAGGUAAAUUUGAAAACGUUGUCGAUGUCGGCGUCGUUAUCGGCGUCUGCCAACCUGACCACCACGAGCGUAGUAAAUAGGCCUCGUUUGGCAUCGUUUCUCAGCGUUCCUCUCAUGGAGGUAGAUGAGCCUUCCUUGGGGCCCCAGCAUCUGGAGAAUAAGAGGGCUGUCACACCAGAAAUAGAUGAAGUUUACUCAUUGGCCAAGUUACCCACUUUGAUGAUGACUAGUCCUGCUCAAUGGCCCUGUGGCAGUUUCAUUCACAAAGAGGGAAAUGGCCGCCCAGUCAUUGAUGAUGAAGGAGAUUUAAACCCUGGUCAAUCAUCCUCCCUUAUGACGACGUCGUCGUCGCCGCCCUCGUCCUCGACCUCAUCGUCGUCUCCCUCGAUAACAUCGAUAAAUUCAAUGCCUUUGGGUGCUCCUACUGGAUUGAAUAAUCAGUCACCUGGUCAAGCAUUCCGACAAUUUCAAUUUUUUCCCAACUUGGUCUCAUCCCUUGAAGUAAUUCCGACCAAUACCAAAUCAUCGAGCAGCCAUGAGUCCACAGUCAAGGCUCCACUCACAUCAAACCUCAAUGGAAGCGGACGCAAAUCCACGCUCACCAUUGAGGCCAUCAGACCUUCUCAGGGUCAAGGGAUGGCCACCAAAAAGCCCAUGAAUCACCCCAAUCCUAAUGCUCCUCCGGCAUUCAUUUUGAAUUUGCAACAACCCACGAGCCAGUCCUCGAACACCAACAAUAGCAACACUGCCGCCCUACUUCUAAAUCGAGAUCAACCAAGUCAACCGGAAAACAGUCAAAUUAAACCCAAUGCCUCCUCCGCCGCGUCGUGUUCUCUCUCCCCCCUCUCGUCGACAAUGGCAUCCACUUCGUCGUCGGGCAUGGGAGUGCUCACCUCCCUCACCGUCGACAACAUCACUUCCCUACUGUUGAAGAAAUUAAAGGCAGCCGAGACGGAAACCGAGAGCAAAAAGUUGACCUUUGCCUCCCCAAAUCUGGAUUCCGGAACAACAAAGAUCAAUCUCGAGAGUGUGGUGGCCCAACUGGGAGCCCUCAAGCCCUGUUCUCCGACCCCUGAAAAGAAAUCAGACGGAAACCCAAUGAGCCUCAACUCGUCGCCUCCAAAGUUUUCCCUGGCUUUGCUGGGGAUGAACAAUGCUCUAAAUGGUUUUAAUUCAAGCCAAUCCGAAUGGAGACCAACCAAGAUUUCUUUGCCUCCCCCACCUUACCCAUUGACCACUCCUCCCGUCAUGGCCACAUCUGCCAUGACCAGGGAGGCGGACUUGGACAGCGGUAUUGAGAGCAUCGACUCCUUGUCUCCGCCGUCCGAUAUCACUCCGGCUAGCUCCCCUCCCAACUCAGAGUCGGCCCCGCCUUCAGUGGAGCCCCCGUUGAAGUGCUCGGGAGUCAUCUUGCCCAGCGGAGGUCCGGAUUUAGUCGGAGUUCCAUCAUCAUCAUCAUCAUCAUCAUCAUCAUCAUCAUCAUCGUCGACGACGACGACGACGACGACAGUAGCCCUGGGCAUGAUGAAAUCUCUUUCUCCACCGCCUUUGCUACCCGUCUCAUUUGCUCAGACACCCGAUUUGACUUUUUUAAGACCCACCUUGGUGAGUCCGUCUAGCCAAACGCCCACUACAAAGGUGGAGGAGUUGACGAUGGCCUCCUCCUCCUCCUUCUCCUCCUCCUUCUCCUCCUCCUGCUCCUCCUCCUCCUGCUCCUCUUCUCUUUCCUCUUCUCUUUUGUCCUCCUUGUCCUCCUCGUCGUCCUCCCCCUGCACAUCCUCUACAACUUCUGUUCUCACUUCCAUGCUCUCCAAGGAGCCUUUACCCACCAAGUCAAGCACUCUCCUGUCCUCCCUUCUCAAUAGUCAAUCUACCUCGGGCAGUCUCUUGAACCCCAAAUCUGUGUCUAAUUCUUCAACCUCCACCUCGAUUACCACCAUCAUAAGUGGUGUUCUCUCUUCUAAGCCAGUGCCUGGUCUGGCACCUAUCUCCUUCACCAUGAAACCUCUGGUACCAUUAGACCCACCCAAUCAAAAUAAAACCACCAAUCUUAUCGCCAUCAACCCCAAUGAGCUCACAUUGAAGAAGGAACCGGCAGAAGCUCACGUUCCCGACCUGCAAUUCUCGUUGGCGGAGUUCUUGUCCGAUGUGCCAAUUCGGUCAACUCUGGAAGAUCCGGAUUGUGGUCGAGCGAAUAAUAGCAAUAACAAUAAUCACAAAUUGUCCUCCCAAAUUAUGUUGUCCCCACCGGAGAAGCGGAAGAAGCUCUCACAUCCCGAGGCCCCCCUGGACUUGAAUUCUUUGGACCCGGACAAUGGAAACGAGACUUCCACGCCAGCUCAAGAUGACUUUGAGGAUGCCAUGGACACCUCGGCGCCGGAAAUGGUGCCCACGUGGGAUUUGGACCUUAACCUUCGACUCCGACAAUUGGAUAAUGUCCUCUCGUCCAAUCACAAUGACAGUCCACCGGGGCCGACAGUGGAAAGGCUCUCAUCCAAACAACCGGCGGUCUUGCCCCGAUUCUCUGCCCCUGCGUCACAAUCGCCCAUCAAGAAGUUCUCGUGCGACCCCUGCAAGCAAAAUUUCCACUCCUCUCGCAGUCUGAGUCAGCAUCGGAUUAUCCAUCACUCAGAUAACAACAACAAACCCGUCCAGCAAUCAAAAUCCAAGUCCACGGACACGGUGUACGAAUGCCAGUUCUGUGACAUGACCUUCCAUUCAUCUGCGUCGAGAAAUACCCACCGGAGGAAGAUCCAUCAACGCGAUCACCUGUGCGUCAAAUGCGACGUGGCCUUUGGCUCGGCUCAGAAGCUGGACCGCCAUCUCAAGACCCACACCGGGAUCAAGGAGUUCAAAUGUGAGACAUGUGGCAAGGAGUUCAUGAUCGAGCGCAACCUGACUCUCCAUUACAAACUCCACUUGGGUCAGAAGGACUACAAGUGCGACAUCUGCGAGAGGACUUACUUCACCAAGAGCGGAUUGCAGGCCCAUCAGCGCCAGAUCCACAGUUCAAAUACGGGAGAAAUAUUCAAUUGUAAAGAGUGUCAAGUGGCGUUUGCCACCAAGUAUGACUUGCUUCUCCAUCGAAAGAUCCAUCGAGGCGCUUCGGAACGUUGCCCGGUGUGUAACCAGGGCUUCUCCAGUCAAAAUGAACUGAAGCUUCACAAGAUUGCCUGCCACUCGAAUCGCCCGUACGCUUGCACCAAGUGCCCACAUCGGUCCAAAACCAAGGACAAAUUGGACCGCCACAUGCUCUGCCACACCUCUAAGGACACGUUCCGUUGCGAGCAUUGCGACAAAACGUUCGUGUUCAAAAACUCCUUGAAGAAGCACUUGGAGAAGCGUCGUUGUCUGGUCCUCAAGAUGCGUUUAGGUCACGUGGAUGCCAACGGCAAGCCCGUCAAGACAUCGUCCAUUCAGAUCUCGAAGGAGAAGGAGUCCAAUCAACCUGUGGCUCAAGCUCUUCCGUCGGACCUAGUCCCAGUGGCCUCGAUCACGUUGACCCCUCACUUGGGCCAAUACACGCCUGUUCUAGAUCAUCAAAAUCAAAUCGUGCCAAACCUGUGUCCGUCUUCCUCGCCUUCCUCGUCCUCCUCCUCGUCCUCCUCAUCGUCGUCGUCCUCGUCCUCUUCUAUAGCUUCAUUAUCGCCCAUCCCGGCGUCGGCCUCACCCCAAACACCGCAAAAUCAACAUCACAACCAGCUGUCAACGGCAGAGGAGGUCCAACUGAUGGCCAUGUCUGUUUUGAGUCAAAUUACCUCCCUGAAUUCUAGUUCCAAUGAAGAAAGCAACAACCACACCAUUAACAAUUUCAAUAUUAAUUGCCUGGCCAAGUCUUGACCUCGAUGAACUUGCCCCAAACGAAAGGAAGAGAUCGACAUCGUUGAGAGAAAAAUCAUUCCACAAUCAAAAAAUAACGUCCAUACAGGGCUGUCAACUAGUAUUCAAUCUCAGUUUCCCAAUAUUAGAACCGUUAUUACCAAUUAUUAUUACCAUUAUCAUUGUUAUUAUCAUUUUCACGAUUGUUUUCAGCACUAUCACACUGUUAUUAUCAUCAUCUUUUCCAGAUGUAGUAGCCGUCAAUUAGUAGUAUAAAAAUCCCUGUUUCCCCGUUAGACCAAGCAAGAAGCUAAGAUUACGAUAACCCAUUGCAAUAUAGUUCACAUCAGACCAUUUCAAGUCAAAGAGGCCAUUUCCGAGACGUUUGCUCUCAAUCAUCACACCGUAACUGUAUAAACUGCCUUAGGAAUUCAGUCAUAGUUCUUACACCAUAUUUAUAAGUAGAUCAAUUAUAUAAAUAUAUUUAGAACUACUCUAUUGUCGAGAGGAGUAGCAAGAUUAUUCUGGACGUUCUAGACCCCACGUGGAACAUCUUGGACACUUUUGGUACACUCUCCCAAAUCAGCCGUCUGAUAUCUUGAAAUUCUUCUACAUCCGUUUGAUACACUUCAAUCAGCGUUUGAGUAGGGUCUCAAGAUUCUUGUCAUAUCUAAUUCACUUCUGGGUAUUUUGUUACUAUUGUCUAUUUUCAAGUAUUUUUUAUUUGUUGGUGUUGUCCUUGACAGGCCUUUGUUUUUACUUUGAUAUGUUACUACCUUUCGGCCAUCUUGUAUAUUUUUGAGUAAACUCGAUGUCCAUUGUCCCUCCUUGAACCUGUUUCUAUUUCUAGAUCUAUUUAUUCAGGAAGCUCCAAGUAUGAUGAACGAUGAAACUCUGUGACCUCCUGCCAAUCUAUGCAACACAUUCCACGUCCUCAUCGGGAGUUUUUUUUUGACAAGGACCAUGCCUUUCGAGAUGUAUUUAUUAGCCUCCACCUACUUAGCCCAAAUCUAAAACUAUUGAUGAUAUUUCGUGCCCCUUCAAUUAUUCUACAUUCAUUUUUUUUCUUUUUUGGCAUUUCUCUCUCUACAAACAGAUACCGUUAUCAAUCCUUGAUCAAAGAACCUCUCUGUCUCUUCUCUUAUGAUACAUUUCCAUUUCCACGAAAUACAACUGCCGUUAAAACUGUC
Messenger RNA from Tigriopus californicus, 6503 nucleotides. Its product is annotated as serine-rich adhesin for platelets-like. The transcript is spliced from 2 exons. Bases 274 to 5334 code for a protein of 1686 amino acids. The record is from RefSeq and is a predicted model, not a curated record. Lineage: Eukaryota; Metazoa; Arthropoda; Copepoda; Harpacticoida; Harpacticidae.